CCGCACCAGCUCCCCCCACCCCGCCCGCUCCGCCAGCCCCGCGCAGAGCCGACGGGGUCCCAGCCGGUGCGGAGCCGCAGAAGCGGGAUGGGCCUUGGCCCCGCCGCCCGCGGGGAGAGAAGGCGUCGCCUCUCUCGCUUCCCCCGGCCCCGCCCCGGCCCCGUCCCGCGAGCCGCAGAAGAAUCAUCUCAAGCGCUGGUCCAGCUCUCGCCCAAGGAGCCACAGCAGGGAACCUCAGAGCUGAGCAGAAGCAGCCAGGAGGGGGAGAAGCCCGUAGUUAACUUGGAGACCACACCCAAGGAGAAAAGAGCAGAGUUGAAUUCAGCCCCGAAGCCCGAGAGCGCCGGGAAAUUGGCAAAGCAAGCCGCUGAGGGCAAACCAAGGCCCAGACCCGGAGACCUGAUUGAGAUUUUUCGAAUCGGCUACGAGCACUGGGCCAUCUACGUGGAAGACGACUGCGUGGUGCAUCUGGCUGCCCCGAGUAAGGGUGAGGAAUUCGAGGUGGGCAGCAUCACUUCCGUCUUCAGCAACCGCGCGGUGGUGAAGUACAGCCGUCUGGAGGACGUGCUGCACGGCUGCUCCUGGAAGGUCAACAACAAGCUGGACGGGAUGUACCUGCCCCUGCCCGUGGACCAGAUCCUCCAGCGCACGAGAAAGAUGAUCAACAAGAUCGUGCAGUACAGCCUGAUCGAAGGGAACUGCGAGCACUUUGUCAAUGACCUCAGAUACGGCGUGCCCCGGAGCCAGCAGGUGGAGCACGCACUGAUGGAAGGCGCGAAGGCUGCGGGAGCGGUCAUCUCAGCCGUCGUGGAGAGCAUCAGGCCCAAGCCCAUAACGGCCUGAAGGAGCUCGGAACUCCAAGCAGAGGAGGAGCUGCUCUCAUCAGCAGGGACGGCGUGCCUCCUUGCCUCCCCUUGCCUUCUUUUUCCAUAGCCCCACUCGAGUAAAUUGUGAACUUCUGGAAGAAUCUAGAAUGUAUCCAAAGACCCCUCCAGAAAUACAUCCAAUAUAUGUGAUCCUAGAUCCGUGGACUCUCGGGGUGAGAAGAAACUAAUAUUUAUUAUUAUGUAAUAUUUAUUAUUAUGCUUCUGUUAGGCACCAGGCACCGUGCUAGGCAUUUCCUAGGCUUGUGUCAUCUCCCUCCCGGUGGGAAGGGUCUUGCUGGUUUCUCAGGCUGACUCUGGUCUGUGAUGUUUGAAUACCACCUAUGCCAUCCUGGAAACCUCUGCUUGAACAUUCCCAGGAACAGAGAGCUCUUUUUCAGAAGUUCUUGUUCUUGAACUAGAAUGUCUCUAGCUUGUCGCCCUCAUGCGCAUCCAGCUCUUCCUGACUCGCAGCACUGUGCGGGGGCAGGAGGGCUUGAAGGAAGCUCAGCGGCUUGCUAUGCAGGGUCCCCUGUGCUUAAUCCAAAAUCAUACACCAGCCUUAUUCUCUAUUGCUGAACACCCCAUGCUUUAAAGUAUCAUCAACAUUUACUUUGCUUUUCUACCUUAGAAUUACUGGAAAGUCGGAAAUAGUUAUUUUCACUGAUUUCAGAGAAAUACUUAAAAUAAUUUCCUCCGCGGACUUCUGUGCACACGAGGGAGAGGAAGGAGUGAUUUUUGUGUGUGUGUUGACUGCUGUUGGCAUGAAAGCAGAUCUAGAAUGAAGACCAGGGCCUGUUGGUGCUCGUUGAGAGCCGAAGGGAUCCAGGAAGGCUAGAGAGGGCCUCUCAAAAUGGCUAGGAACCGUGAGUGAUGUGGACAGAAGCAGGACGGAGCCCCCAGAGCAUUUCACAUGAGAUCUGUUAGGAUGGCCCGUGAGCCUUUCUCCUAUUUGGACGAAGGAGACUCUCAGCGAAACUCUGCCAUUUCUUCCCCCUCCCACUCUUUUCCUAGCAAUCCGAACUUGACUGCAUCCUCCUGUUGUCUGGAUGUGUGUCUCUGUCUUGCAUCUGCCUUUUCCAGUGACCUCUCUCUCUGCUUUGCGUGGGGGUUCCAGGGGUUGGUCGGUGGAGCAUAUGCCCUCAUUUCUGUGAAUCAUGAGGAGGAUAAAGUCAUUAUUACCCUGAGUCCCUCCAACCAUCUCUUCCCCACCCCCUAGAAUCUCCUGAGCUCCCAAUACUACUCCCUUCAGCUCCUUUUUCGUUAUGGUCUAGAUUGAGGCUUCCUUUGAAGUAGAACCCAACCACCAGGAAUUCAUCUCCUGUAAAGUAUAUUCCUUUUAGUUUUGAAUUAACUCUGUCAUAUAUUAGUGAACUUCUUGAUUCUGACUCUGACCUCCCAGACCGUAGUAAUCAUUCAUCCAAAAAAACAGAUUUGUUUGGUAAACAGACAGACAAUUCUUCCAUGCCAGAGAGUGGUUAGUAACUUUUGAACUAAGGGCUCAUCUAUCUCUUGCUUAGGUCUGGGACAGAAGGACACUUCUGGGGUUUCUUUCAGUUUGCAGCCAGUGGGGCCGAGGGCCUCAGUUGCGUAUCAGGGUUUAUGUUCAUUCAUUCAUGCAACAAACCUUUUUGAGCGUCUAGCACGUGCCACAUCCUGGCUCUCCCCACCUUGGCCUGAACCCACCGGCAGCGCUUAGGGACAGCAGCAAGAAGUUGCAUCGGUUGGAAGGACACAAGACACAGUGGGGCGUGGGGUGGAGAACACCUGCUGGACGGCGUCUCCUCCUGCCUCGCAGGUGCACGUAAGGCUGCGAGCUCUGGAAAGCAUGCCCUACACUUUGUAGGUGUGGGGCGGGAGGGAGGAGGGUUUCUUAAAGUGCUGUUUAUAAACCUGGGGCAGCUCCUGCCUUCUAUGGUCAUAACUGCAUUCUCUGCUUUGGGUGGAACCACUCGGGUGAGCCUUCCCCGUCUUGGAGCUGUAAGGCACAUACCUGCUGUUCCGGGAAAGCCAUGUGAAUGCUAAUGUUUUCGAGAUGUUACGCACAGAUCUCUUGUUUGUGUGCCUUUUUUCUUUCUUUCUUUCUUUUUUUUUUUUUUAGUGUUUUGAUUGCUUUUCCCUUUGGGGGGGAUAAGGAAGUGGGCUCAGUAGUGGUGUUGGUCCACUGGGCACGUCAAAGGGAAAGUCAAAGAACUUGACUGUGCUGCGUCCCUUCACAGUAGGGGGCCCAGUAGUCAUGACACAUGACCCAGCAGGGGCUGUUCUCAAUCUGGGUGCUUGGCUUACUGAUUGAAAGGGCGACAUCAGGAAACACUAAAUGAGCUCUGCAAAGAUUAUUAUGAGGGUCAAAGGAUCUGUUAUCACUGGCUGCAAGUGGGAGAGAGAGAGAGAGUGGAAAACAUGUCAGUCAGGGAUACCAGCUGAGUCAAAGAAUGAAGCCCUCCUCUCGGGCAUCAGGCCAGAGGCCGAGGGGAGACAUGAGCAGAGGGGAGCAGAGAUAAGCUGCUCCCAGUGUCUUCUAAUGCUCACAAUCACCUUUUGUUCUUCUUGAGCCUUGUUUUGAGAAGAGGGAAGGAGCCGGGGUGCAAGGCUGUGGUACCCAAGACAGUGACUGCUGCAGAGACAAGAGGCCCAGGGACUGAUGGAGGCAGUCUGUCAGAAUCAAGCAGACCCAGGACGGGGGGUUGUUCCAGGUCAACAUCCUUGGGAAAACCUUGGGAGGGAACUGGGUCUCCUGCAGUCACACAGGAGGGGAACUUGGUCAAAAAAGUAAGAUUUUAUUAUUAUUUUUUAUGGAA
Mustela erminea (ermine) is the source of this 3661-nucleotide messenger RNA. It is a transcript of the gene PLAAT5, whose product is annotated as phospholipase A and acyltransferase 5. Gene Ontology annotation, cellular component: cytoplasm. The coding region runs from base 88 to 843 and encodes 251 amino acids. Gene Ontology annotation, molecular function: A2-type glycerophospholipase activity; glycerophospholipid phospholipase A1 activity. Gene Ontology annotation, biological process: N-acylphosphatidylethanolamine metabolic process. The record is from RefSeq and is a predicted model, not a curated record. Lineage: Eukaryota; Metazoa; Chordata; Mammalia; Carnivora; Mustelidae. The transcript has 6 exons.